AUGGCGAAUAAAUUUGGUUUAGGUUCUUUACCUUUAGAUACUAAAAAACCUCACACUACAACAUGGAUAAAUAAAGCAAAACCUUAUUUUGUGAAACAAAUUGCAGACACACUUCAAGGUGAUUUAGAUAUGAAUAAUUUUACCUUAACUAAUUUAAAGUUACCAGAAAAUAAUUAUGAUGCUGUUCACAAGAAAUAUUUAAUGUAUCAAUUGAAUUUAAUUGUAGUAAAUAAAGACCAUUUAAAAGAAAGAAUAAAUGAUGUGAAAAGAUUCUUCAAACGACAACUAAAUAAUAAAGAUUUUAUUGAUGAAACUAAACUACAACAAGAAUUAAAAGUUGAUCCAUUAUUCUUUAAAGAUUCUGGGGACGCAAAUAAAACUCUUCAGUUUAUUAAUGGUAGAGAAAAUGUAGAAACACAAGAAUAUAACCCCGACAACCGCUAG
Messenger RNA from Lottia gigantea (owl limpet), 444 nucleotides. RefSeq lists its product as hypothetical. Bases 1 to 444 code for a protein of 147 amino acids. The record is from RefSeq and is a predicted model, not a curated record. The transcript is spliced from 2 exons. Lineage: Eukaryota; Metazoa; Mollusca; Gastropoda; Lottiidae.